AUGUGAUCCCAUAACAGAGGAGAAAAACUCUGACGUGUGUUGGUUCUAUCUUACAAAGGAAACUCCAGAAUCUGUUCUUCACCCUCCCACGCGUCCCAUAUAGCCGUCUCUUCAAGCGCGCUCUCUCUCUCUCUCUCUCUCUCUCUAUAUAUAUAUAUAUCUGCGUACAACCAAUCAAAGUUCCCAAAUCCAAGCCCUAACUCAGUGAAAAUGUUGAGGAUGGUGUCGAAGAAGCUGCUCGGGAUUCCCUCCCCAUCGCCUCCCCUACAGACUCUGCCACGUCUUUACCACCAGAAUGUCAUCAAUCACUACAGCAAUCCUCGUAACGUCGGUUCCUUCGACAAGAACGACCCCAACGUUGGUACCGGCCUGGUCGGCGCUCCUGCUUGCGGUGAUGUUAUGAAGUUGCAAAUCAAAAUCGACGAGGAUUCCGGCAAAAUCGUUGAUGCUUGCUUUAAAACCUUCGGUUGUGGCUCGGCCAUUGCCUCUUCUUCUGUUGCUACUGAAUGGGUGAAAGGGAAAAGCAUGGACGAAGUGCUUACUAUUAAAAACACGGAGAUCGCGAAACAUCUAUCACUUCCACCAGUUAAGCUGCACUGCAGUAUGCUUGCUGAAGAUGCAAUUAAGGCAGCUGUGAAAGAUGCUGAAGCUAAACGUGGCAAAAUGAAUGGUAAUUCCAAGGCUGCUGAUGCCUGAUGUAUGUGGAUAUGCUAAGGAAAGAACUCUGGAAACUUUGAUUAUCAUCUAAUCGUAUGUAAAGUUGGAAGAUGGCAUGCACCCGGGGGGGGGGGGGGGUGAAAAGAGUAUACUACUUGUCCAAAAGAUGUGUUUGGUCAAUGAUAAAACUUAUAACUACUGAAUAAAGCAUUGGUUGAGUCCAGACGCGAUCAUUAUAGCAAUAUUAAGCUUAUUGUUGCAAGUUCUAA
This is a messenger RNA of Gossypium raimondii (Peruvian cotton), 926 nucleotides long. RefSeq names its product iron-sulfur cluster assembly protein 1. Gene Ontology annotation, biological process: intracellular iron ion homeostasis; iron-sulfur cluster assembly. Gene Ontology annotation, molecular function: ferrous iron binding; 2 iron, 2 sulfur cluster binding. The record is from RefSeq and is a predicted model, not a curated record. Lineage: Eukaryota; Viridiplantae; Streptophyta; Magnoliopsida; Malvales; Malvaceae. The coding region runs from base 211 to 696 and encodes 161 amino acids. The transcript is spliced from 3 exons. Gene Ontology annotation, cellular component: cytoplasm; mitochondrial matrix.